Molecule: messenger RNA, 3174 nt
Organism: Aphanomyces astaci
Lineage: Eukaryota; Oomycota; Saprolegniomycetes; Saprolegniales; Verrucalvaceae
Exons: 1
Coding region: 24-2951 (975 amino acids)
Biological process (GO): regulation of Rab protein signal transduction
Cellular component (GO): cytoplasmic vesicle
Source: RefSeq, a predicted model, not a curated record
CGAGUGUUCGUCUGUUGAGUCGGAUGAACUUCCUCAAGAAGCCUGACAACAUUGCGUUGGAUAGCUGGUUGUUUGGGGAUGACAUCGACAGCAAGAGACAAUCAGUGGAUCAGGUGCACUCUGCUCCGUCGUCACGGCCGCACUCUCCGUCCACAGCGACUAAUGCCGCGGGACACUCCCCCGUGUUGAUGUUCAACCCGAAACUGGUUGCCGCGGCUACAGAUGCAGCCAUCAAGAUACAAGACACGUACAAGAAGAUGAGCACGAAAGCACUGAAUUCACCGUACCCCAUGCCGAUAAGCAAGCAUUUCCGCAAGUACUUGAAGGCAAAGCAACACAAGGCAACUGCCGACGACACCGACGACGAUGAGUUUCACUUGUCGCCGUCGUCGUACACCCGACUACGCUCGUACACACCUGCAUCGCUGCCCGAGAUCGUAAAGGACCCCAAGAAGCUUCCGUAUCUGCUCACGUUUCUCAGCGAUGCGCAAACCAUGGAAGGCAAGACAAACUACCACCAAGUGCUGUUGUUCCUGCUUGAAUUGGAGCAGCAAAAGGCCGUGGGCGCGCGACCUCCGCUGCUCAAACUCUUCACCAAGUACUUUACCAGGACAUCCGAGUUUUGCAUCUCCGACACCCUCGAGCUCACGGACGAGUUGGAGCAGCUGGUGCUGACCAACAUCCAGCAGCCCGACAUCGGAUGGCUCGGUUUCCGGCCGCUUCAGAAGCUCGCGUUCAAGCGACUGGCACGAGAAGAGCUGCCGCGUUUCAUCAAGAGCGACGCGUAUCUGAAAAUGCUCAAGGAGGUCGAGCAGACGGCGGCGUUUGUACCGAUGGACCGCUUCCUCACGCAUCCCCGCGCCGCGCACUACUUUCUCCUCUUCCUCAUGCAGCAGCGCCAGCACUUUGAGCUCUACUUUUGGCUCCACGUCGAGUACGUCCUCCAGCCAUGUGCGGUGACGCAGCCGGCGCUCUUCUGGUCCCUCACGGCGGACCUCGUCGCCAAGGCGGCCGUGGAUUCCGCCGCCAUCCAGGACGCAACCAAGGACUCGUUGGCAGCCGUCGUCGCCACGUCGCGUCGUGAGGCGCCGGCCGCCAUCAGCACUGCGCUGGCGGCGCUCAAAGCCGCGCAAAAGGACAUCGUGGCCCUCUUGUCGGCGUCGUGGUACGAUCGGUUCGUCAAGAGCCGACUGUACGUGAUCGCCCUCCACGACCGCAAGUCCAAGAAGCUGCUCGACAGCGAUUCGGAGGACGAAGCGGCGGCGCCGUCGUAUUCCGAGUACGACACGGACGUGUCCAUCCCCACGUCGUCCCUUGUACACCACGAAGAAGUGAGUGACGAAGACAGCUCAGACGAGGACCUGAGUGACGACGGCAAAGACGGGUCGUCCACCUCGGAAGACAAUCAUCGGCGGUCUCCUCCCAACCACCGCCGCCGCCGUCGGUCUUCCAACCCCAAGAAACUGGACCUUGAAAGCAUCCUGCGCAGUACGAACCUCCCCCCAGGCCUGCAAGUGCACUACCGCCCCAACUACGUCGUCACGGCCCAUACAUUGUCCGACUACUUGACCCACAAGUCGACCCCCAACGGUGUAGACGCGGUCGUGCUGUUCAAAACCAGCUUGGAGCGCAGCAGCGGACUCGAAGUAUCGUACGUACGACGGGAUAAGACGGCGGUGACGACCCCCGACGCCCAGCGCAAGAUUCAGGACCUGGCCAAGCGCAUCCAGCCGUUCUUGGUGCCCCACGGGCUCCUCACGAAACCCGAGCCAUCCGCAAAGCCCACCAUGUUCCCGUUCCUGGUGCUUCAGAACGGCCACCACGACCAUCUGUACGGCGUGAGCUACUUUACAUCGAGCGACGUGCCGCUCCCGACUUCCGCGGACGACGGAACAACCCCCACAGACGAAGCAGAUACAAAGCGCUACGGCGUGCAAGGGUUGUGUCUGCUCUCCACGUACCCUCUGCUUGAGACGCUUCGAGAUCUCAUGCUUCAGCACACACGCCGCCACCCCAAACUCUCGUGCAUGCUGCCAGACGCUGCCCGAGAGCUGUACGUGGCCCCCACGUCCUCAUCGAUGGCACUUGCCGACGAAGCGAUUACUUCAACCCCCCCUGUUGAAAGUCGUCAACGACGACUCUUGACGGGUCUGUCAUUUCUAGAGUUGCCGACGCCCGCCCGCGUCGACUUUUCACUAGACCAACUGUUUCACCGGUUGAGUACGUCCGUCGUGUUGGAGGUGGUGGCGAACGCUCUCUUGGAGCACAGCGUGAUCUUUGUCAGUAAUAGCUACACAGCGCUCACCACGUGCGCCGAGUCCAUCCGGUCGCUGCUCCACCCGUUCACGUGGUGCCACAUCUACGUCCCGCUGCUGCCCAAGUCGCUUCUGUCGUACUUGCACUGCCCGACGCCAAUCAUGGUGGGCGUCCACCAGGGCACCACGUUCAGGGACGACCUGCCGAGCGCGUCGGAUGCGUCGGCAACUGUCCUCGUAGACCUGGACCGCGGGACCGUCGAGUAUUUGGGCACUCGGCGAGUCGUGUGGGGCACCAUGGGUCUGCUAGAAUCCUCCAGCAGCACGUCCCACCACCAUAUUCGCGUCGUCGAUGCCUUUCACGAGGCCAAGCGCCGGCUGGAUGCGCUGCUGCCGUGGGGCCUCCGAGGCGACGCCGUAGAGGAGGAGGAGGAGCGAGGCAUGCCGCCCGACGAUGCGGGGACGAUGGACCAGCGCCGAAGACACAUCUGCCACGACCUGGUGUCGUCGCUGUUGGACCGUCACAACGCGGCGUCGUUGGUCGUCGGCGACGCGCACGAUUCGGUCAUCAUGUUUGACGAGAAGAAAUUCACGGCGCUCCGUCCGCCGCAUGAGACGCCCUUCCUCGAGAGCCUCGUGCGAACGCAAAGCUUCUCGGAGAUCAUCAGUACACAUCGCAUCGGCACCACAGUCUGAAGUGCCGAAACGAAUCCAUCUACCUACCUCUAUACUACGUAGUAUAUCUCAGUUAGUUGCUGCCAUGUCCGACUUGUACUACUAGGUGCGUUCUAAUAGAUUUGGCGCAUGAUAAUCUGAUAGAUGCAGCCAUACUUACUGGAUGCCAGAAUGUGAAAUCAUGGCGAGUGGUGCUGUGACAAUUGAGAAUGAAGAGUAAAAAUGACAAUUUGUGCUUAUUUCG